Rangifer tarandus platyrhynchus (Svalbard reindeer) is the source of this 1560-nucleotide messenger RNA. The record is from the annotation of a GenBank genome assembly. Lineage: Eukaryota; Metazoa; Chordata; Mammalia; Artiodactyla; Cervidae.
AUGAGCUGUCGGGAUAAGCCAGGGCAGCUCAUAAACUGGUUCCUCUGCUCCUUGUGCGCCCCAAGGGUACGGAAACUCUGGAGCAGCCGGCGCCCCAGGACGCGGAGGAACCUCCUGCUGGGCACCGCCUGCGCCAUCUACCUGGGCUUCCUGGUCAGUCAGGUGGGGCGCGCCUCUGUCCAGCACGCAAGGCCGGCAGGAAAGGGUCCGCACCGGAGCCGGGCUGCCACCGAGGCCCCCUUCCCUGAGAUACCCCUGGAUGGCACGCUGGCCCCUCCCGAGUCCCAGGGCAAUGGAACCACGCUGCAGCCCAACGUGGUGUACAUCACCCUGCGCUCGAAGCGCAGCAAGCCAGCUAACAUCCGUGGCACGGUGAAACCGAAGCGCAGGAAAAAGUAUGCGGUGGCUUCUAGAGUCCCGGGGCCCGAGGCUUUGGGGGGACCAUCCCUUCGGCCUCAGGUAGCUGCAAGGGCAGCGGAUCCUGGAGUGCCUGGGCACGUCCCAGGGGCAAACCUGGCCAAGGCUGGGGGGCGACCCUGGAGGUGGAUCCAGGGUCCGGGAGCGCGAGGUGGGGCCCCCGAUGUGCAGCUGCCCCUGGCCGGGGAGAGCAACAUCCGGAUCUACAGCGAGAGCGCCCCGUCGUGGCUGAGCAAAGAAGACAUCGGCCAGAUGCGCCUGCUGGCCAACGGCGCCGUGGCGGGUCUCCAGCCGGCUCAGUCCAGGAGCGGAGCACGCCUGCUGGUGCUGGAGGGGACUACCCGGCCCUCGGUGCCUGCCUGCGGUCCCAGCCCCUGCGGGCUGCUCAAGCAGUCUCUGGACAUGAGCGAGGUGUUUGCCUUCCACCUGGACAGGAUCCUGGGACUCAACCGGACCCUGCCCUCUGUGAGCAGGAAGUCUGAGUUCGUUCAAGAUGGCCGCCCAUGUCCUUUCAUCCUCUGGGAUCCAUCUUUGUCUCCAACAAAUAAUGAGACCCACUCUUCUGUUAAGCUCACUUGGGGAACUUAUCAACAGUUGCUGAAACAGAAGUGCUGGCAGAAUGGUCGAGUACCCAAGCCUGAAUGGGGCUGUACUGAAAUACAUCACCACGAGUGGUCCAAGAUGGCCCUCUUUGAUUUUUUGUUACAGAUUUAUAACCGCCUGGAUACCAAUUGCUGUGGGUUCCGACCUCGGAAGGAAGAUGCCUGUGUACAGAGUGGACAGAGUUCAAAAUGCGACAACCAGGAUGCCGUGGUUCUAGCCCACAUUGUUCAGCGAAAGCAGGACCCAAGACACUUGGUUUUUAUAGAUAACAAAGGUUUCUUUGACAGAAGUGAAGAUAACUUGAACUUCAAACUCUUAGAAGGCAUCAGAGAGUUUCCCGAAUCUGCAGUUUCUGUUUUGAAGAGCCAGCACUUACGGCAGAAACUCCUUCAGUCUCUGUUUCUUGAUAAAGUCUACUGGGAAAGUCAGGGGGGUAGACAGGGCAUCGAAAAGCUGAUCGAUGUGGUAGAGCAGAGAGCCAAGAUCCUGCUCACCUACAUCAAUGCACAUGGGGCCAAAGUGUUACCUAUGAACGAAUAA